GAAACAUAAGUCAACAACAACGUCUGUCUCACCAGACUUGGUGCUCUCACUUGGUUCUCUGAUCACAUUGGAUCAAGUUAAGUUUGUCCCGGAUCUUCCAAGUUCCUAUCGGAUAUCAUCCAUACGGCUCAUAGCAGUGCUCGAGUGCAAUCAUGUACGUCGUGCAGGUGCUCGAGUACAUUUCAAGUAUAUUCUCCACGCUCUUCAUCCUGUCCCUGCCGUUCCGGAUUUCGAGACUUUACGGAAAGACUCCCAAGCUUGUGGCCCAGAAUCGGGGCCAGAUCAAAUUGACACUUGCCGUUGCCUUGGCAGCAGUACAGGGGAUUCUCCUGAACACGAUUCCCGCAGCUUCGCAAUCCGCGACUCGCAUCUUUGGCGCCAUCACUUCCCUUGCAGCAUGCGUCGGCCUCUUUCCCUUGUUACUUUUUGAGCACAGACGCUCUAUUCGCCCGUCCGACCUGGCCAUCAUCUACCUACUUGUCACCUUAUCUUGCGAUACUCUUCUGUUCUACACAGAGGUGUUGACGGACUCCAGUUUCCAUAAUGUUCACCUGCCGCCGCUGUCGUCUUGGCCGAGCAGUCUCAAUAUCUGCAUUAAGUUCGCUCUGCUGGUGCUUGAAAGCCAAGGAAAGAAGCAUGGCCUACGAGACACUGGUCGGCAACACUCUCCCGAAGAGAUGGCUGGUGUCUUGAGCAGGGUUUUCUUCUGGUGGAUCAACCCCAUCCUAGCUCAAGGAAGGUGCGAAAUCCUCACUGGAGACACUUUGCCGCCUGUCGACCACAGACUUUCUUCAAAAACUAUACGGAAAAAAGCUCUACUUGCUUGGGAUCAGAGAAAGAAACCGAGUAACAGAGCCACAUUGCCCAAGGUGCUCGUUGCAAGCAUGCUCCCGGACUUCCUCGCGCCAAUUCUCCCACGUCUUUUACUCAUUGCUUUCCGGUAUUCCCAGCCUAUCCUUAUUAGCACUGUCAUUCGCUAUGUCAACACGCCACUGGAAGAAAAGUCAUCCAAUACGGGUUACGCAGUCAUUUUGAUGGCUGUCGUUACUUACCUCGGCUUAGCGAUAUCGAAGGGCAUGUAUCAGCAUCGAUUAAAUCGCCUUCAGGUCAUGAUCCGAGGGGCGGUCGUCGGUCUGAUCAAUAACAAAUCUCUCAGCCAUCCCUCUGCUGAUUACGAAGAUGGUCGAGCUGUAACGUUGAUAAGCACCGAUGCUGAGAAUGUCUGCCAGAGCGCCAGGUUCUUCCACGAGACAUGGGCCCAGGUAAUAGAGGUAAUUCUGGGCACGGCAAUGUUAGCCAGGGAAGUGGGUUGGCUUUUUCCUGUUCCACUCGUGAUUAUAUUCUUUUGCUCCAGAAUGAGUCGAUACUUGGCAAAGAAUCUCCAAAGCAUGCAGAAGAGCUGGAGUGUUGCUACACAGGACCGGCUGGCUAUGACGAGCUCGAUGCUUGCUACCAUAAAGAGUUUGAAAAUGCUGGGUACUACAUCAUACACAGAGACUCUGAUCCAGAACCUAAGACUAAGGGAGCUGGCGAUGGCUAAGAAGGUGCGAUGGAUGAUGGUCGCCUAUAAUGCAAGCGCAAACGCUCUUGGAAUAUUCUCUCCGAUCAUCACGUUUGUGCUAUACGCCUUGCUGGCAACUUUUAGAGGCUUGGUUCUUGAUACUGAAACUGCCUUUACAACCACUGCCCUCCUCGGUCUCAUCACUCAUCCCGCAAACAUGAUCAUGUCAAUCGUGCCGCAAGCUGUGGGCUCUCUGGCCGCCUUUGAGAGAAUCCAGCAAUACCUCCUGCAGCCACCUCGCCGAGACGAUCGACUCAUGGUAAAAAAGACUGACAGUAUUUCUAAUCAAGAUUCUUUAGCAAUCAAAAUGGAAAAUGUCACUUUCAUGGCCAACCCACCAAAUCAUCCGAUCCUCAAGGACGUCAACCUAUCGGUUAGCAAGGGCUCCAUAGUCAUAUGUUCAGGACCGGUAGGGAGCGGAAAGACGGUCUUGGCGAAGGGACUCAUGGGCGAGAUCCCCACGGCCAAUGGCAAAAUAUCCGUUUCAUCAAAGCGUAUAGGGUUAUGUGCGCAAUCACCGUGGUUGCCAAGCGGUACUCUUGGGGAAGCAAUCCGUGGAUUCUCGUCCAAUGACACAAUAUGGUAUGAAGAAGUCUUGAAGAUCUGCUGUUUGCAGGACGAUAUCUCUACAUUUCCCCACGGUGAAGAUACACAGAUUGGAAGCCGGGGGUUCAAUCUCUCUGGAGGGCAGCGACAGCGUGUGGCACUCGCUCGUGCUUUGUACGCCCGUUGCGAAAUUCUUGUUCUCGACGAUCCGUUCAGCGCCUUGGAUAACGACACGCAAAGAAGUAUCGUUGAAAAUCUUCUAGGCGCAAAUGGUCUGUUCAAAACGAUAGGGACAACAGUACUUUUAAUAACUAAUAACACCUCUUACUUCCACCUGUCGGACUGGCUGACUGUUCUCGGUGAUGCUUCCAUCAAAUUCCAGGGGACAUGGGCCGAUCUGGCUGAGAAGUUGGGUCCAACUGCAGGACCUGUUGUCCCCCAGGAAAAUAAUCAUCAGGCCCAGCUCGAGGUAGACAGCACGAUCCAAAAGCAGGCUCUGAAAGUGGCAGAUGCCGCUUCAGACCUGAGCAGGGCAACUGGUGAUCUGUCAUUGUAUUCAUAUUACAUCCGAGCGGUUGGGUACCGAAAUUUCUUCCUCCUCAUGAUCUGCACGGCUCUGUAUUCGUUGUUUAUCACGUUUCCGCAGUACUGGUUGACAAAAUGGACAGCAGCACCUGCCUACCAGACCACGUUCUAUGUUGGCGGAUACCUUAUCGCAUCCUUAAUAGCAUGGACUGCUACGACUGGAUCCAUGUGGUCCACGCAUAUUCUCAUUGCGUCUGAUUCAGGUGUUGCACUACACCGUCGACUUUUGUCUACAGUCAUCAGGGCCCCACUAUCUUUCUUUUCUGCCACUGAAUCAGGGACCACGCUCAACCGAUUCAGUCAAGACAUCCAGCUUGUAGACAAGCAGCUUCCGCCCGCCAUGCUGUCACUCCUAAACCAAGUCUUCAAGCUCCUUGUUCAGGUCUCUUUACUGUUGACAGCACAGAAGUUCUUGUCACUCUCACUUCCUGCCUGCGUAAUUGUCGUUUACUUGGUCCAAAAAGUAUACUUGCGCACAUCCCGACAGUUGCGCCUGUUAGAGAUAGAGUCUCAGGCAGCUGUGUAUUCAAGCUUUCUCGAGUCGAAUGAAGGCAUUUCGACAAUCCGCUCUUUUGGUUGGGAGAAACAGAUCGAGGACGAGAAUAUCUUGUACCUAGACAGGAGCCAGCAACCGUCAUACGUCCUCGUUUGUUUACAAAGGUGGCUAAAUAUUGUCCUAGAUUUGAUCAUAUCUGGGAUAGCGAUAGGGUUCAUUGUCCUUGUCGUUACAUUAAAGGGAACAACAACUGCUGGCCAGGUUGGUAUGGCAUUGAACAUUGUUCUGCUCACAAAUGCGACGCUCCUUGGGCUCGUGGAGUCUUGGACAAAUCUAGAGAUCUCCCUUGGAGCCAUUUCCCGAUUAAAGCAUCUAGAGGCUGAGACGCCAAAAGAGGAUAAGCCACAUGAGAAUCAAAUUCCUGAUGGUAUUUGGCCAUCAGCCGGAUCAGUUGAGAUCGACGAUGUCACGGUUGAGUACACUCCAGACGCAGUUGCUUUGCGUAACAUCACGAUGGGAAUUCCUGCAGGCCAGCACGUAAUCGUGUGUGGCCGAACUGGGAGCGGCAAAAGCACGCUGAUCCUUACUCUCCUCCGCCUUUUAGAUACAAGUUCCGGAGUAGUCAAAGUGGAUGGUCUUGACCUAAGUAUAAUACCGCGGACUCUGGUACGGCAGCAGUGCUUCGUCACCGUCGCCCAAGAUUCAUUCGUCCUGGCCCAAGCCAGUCUCCGCUUCAACCUUGAUCCUUCCGACUCUCUCACCGACGAGAGCAUUACUGCAACUCUUAGACGCGUUUCGUUGUGGCAACACUUCGCCUCGGGCAGUCACAGGAAAGAUUCGCAAGUCUUGAAAACCCCCAUGGAGUCUCUCCCCCCGAUCUCUACAGGCCAGUCGCAGCUGCUUGCUCUAUGCCGGGCAAUACUACAUUGUCAAAUGCUGCGCAACCUGUCCGCCAAUGCACGCCCCCGUUCAACACAAGCGAAACCUAUCCUCCUCCUUGACGAAGCCACAUCAUCACUCGACCCGGAUACGGAGUCAGUCAUGCGCCGGAUCAUUCACGAGGAAUUCACUUCCAAGGGACAUACAAUCAUUGCAAUCACGCAUCGACUGACUGGCAUGGCUGAAUACAUGCGUCCUGGCCAGGACGCCGUUGUGUCUCUUUCACAAGGUAGGAUUAAUAAGUUCAUCGACGCAGAGGAUAUCCUUAUUUAAUCAUAGCUUAAAUAUAAUAUUACUUAUUUA
Messenger RNA from Diaporthe batatas, 4430 nucleotides. RefSeq lists its product as uncharacterized. The coding region runs from base 153 to 4400 and encodes 1415 amino acids. NCBI's taxonomy places the organism in Eukaryota, Fungi, Ascomycota, Sordariomycetes, Diaporthales, Diaporthaceae. The record is from RefSeq and is a predicted model, not a curated record. Gene Ontology annotation, biological process: transmembrane transport. Gene Ontology annotation, cellular component: membrane. The transcript is spliced from 18 exons. Gene Ontology annotation, molecular function: ATP hydrolysis activity; ABC-type transporter activity; ATP binding.